AUGGAAACAAAAAACCUCACGGUUGUGACCCACUUCAUCCUCCUUGGUAUCCCCCAUACAGAAGGUCUCCAGAACAUCCUCUUCCCUGUCUUCUUACUCUUCUACAUGUGCACUUUGCUGGGGAACCUAUUGAUCAUGACCGCUGUCCUGACUGACUCCCGUCUUCACACCCCCAUGUACUUCUUCCUUUUCAACCUCUCCAUCCUUGACAUUGGGUUCUCUUCCGUUAGCACCCCAAAGAUGUUGGCCAAUCUUUGGGGGCAAAGCAGAGUCAUACCGCUGGGUGGAUGUGUAUGCCAGGUCUUCUUCUACCAUUUCCUAGGGAGCACAGAAUGCCUUCUUUAUACCGUCAUGGCCUAUGACAGAUACGUCGCCAUCUGUCACCCACUGCGCUAUCUCAUCAUCAUGAACUGGAAGGUAUGUGCCAUUUUGGCUGCUGGCACGUGGGUCACCAGCUCCUUCCAUGCCACCAUCCUCACGACCUUGACUUUCACCCUACCCUAUUGUGGGCCCAGUGAAGUGGACUACUUUUUCUGCGACAUCUUUCCCGUCGUCAAGUUGGCUUGCGCCGACACCCUCAUCAUCGAGACGGUAAGCUUCACCAACAUUGGCGUCGUGCCCAUGACCUGCUUCAUCCUCAUCCUGACAUCCUAUGUUCGCAUUGUCUACUCUGUCCUGAGGAUGAGUUCCGGGGAAGGACGGCGCAAGGCAGCCUCUACCUGUGCCUCACAUUUGACAGUGGUCACCCUCUUCUUUGGCCCCUGUGCUUUGAUCUAUACUCAGCCGUCCCUAAGUGAAAUCUUGGUGACCCCCGUGCAGAUCUUUGGCAAUGUGGUGACACCCAUGCUCAACCCAGUCAUUUACACGCUUCGGAACAAAGAAGUGAAAGCAGCUUUGACUAAGCUGACAGGGGCAAAGAGAGUGACUCAGACUAUAACCCACUAG
Podarcis raffonei (Aeolian wall lizard) is the source of this 945-nucleotide messenger RNA. RefSeq names its product olfactory receptor 958-like. Gene Ontology annotation, molecular function: olfactory receptor activity; G protein-coupled receptor activity. Gene Ontology annotation, biological process: G protein-coupled receptor signaling pathway. The transcript is spliced from 2 exons. The coding region runs from base 1 to 945 and encodes 314 amino acids. Gene Ontology annotation, cellular component: membrane. The record is from RefSeq and is a predicted model, not a curated record. Lineage: Eukaryota; Metazoa; Chordata; Lepidosauria; Squamata; Lacertidae.